This is a messenger RNA of Diuraphis noxia (Russian wheat aphid), 1326 nucleotides long. It is a transcript of the gene STUB1, whose product is annotated as STIP1 homology and U-box containing protein 1. The record is from RefSeq and is a predicted model, not a curated record. Gene Ontology annotation, molecular function: protein-folding chaperone binding; ubiquitin protein ligase activity. Lineage: Eukaryota; Metazoa; Arthropoda; Insecta; Hemiptera; Aphididae. Gene Ontology annotation, cellular component: cytoplasm; Z disc. Gene Ontology annotation, biological process: protein quality control for misfolded or incompletely synthesized proteins; protein polyubiquitination; proteasome-mediated ubiquitin-dependent protein catabolic process.
UGGAUAAUAGAUAAGAAUAUUAUUAUACAAUUCUAUUUCAUGGAUUAUGGAACCUAUGAGUAGUAUGAGUUAUAAAUUACAUUGUAAUUAAUGUCUAGCAAUCAUUUUUACUUGGUUUAAUGAAAUUAUAAUUUUUGUUUGCACAAUGAUUUUAGUCUUAUGACGUUAUAUAACCAAAUUAUACCAUCUAUAAAUCAUCACUGAAGCCUACUUAUUGUUUAAACAUCACAUGUUAUUGUAGUUUCAUUUCUAAAAUGUUUAAAUUUAGUAUGUCUAAUAAACAUACUACUAACAUCCAAACUGAUAAGGAUCUUAAAGAAGAAGGUAAUCGCUUAUUCAGUUACAAACAAUAUGAAAAGGCUAUUGAAUGCUACAAUAAAGCAAUUAUAAAAAACCCUGUUAUUCCUAUAUACUUUACCAAUAGAGCUUUAUGUUUCUUGAAAUUAAAACAAUGGGACAAGGCAUGUACAGAUUGUCGACGUGCUUUGGAAAUGGACUUCAGUUUUAUAAAAGGUUGUUUUUUUUUGGGUAUUGCACUUAUUGAGUUAGGAAGCUAUGAUGAAGCCAUAAAACAAUUACAAAGAGCACAUAAUUUAACAAAAGAAAAAAAAGUUAACUAUGGUGAUGACAUUACAAGCCAACUUAGAAGAGCUCGUAGACUAAAAUGGGAGAAACAAGAAGAAGUGAGACAGAAUCAAGAAAUAGAACUUCUGUCAUACCUGACAAGACUUAUGAAUGAAGAUAUGGCUCGUAAAGUCAGUGAAAUUAAAAAACCAUCUGAUAAUGAAAAUGAAAUUGAAGAUUACGAUAAUGAUGUUAUGGAAAUUAAAAACCAAAGUGAGAAAUAUGCUGCUGAACUACAUACCAUAUUUUCUAAGAAUGACGACAGACGGAAGAAACGUGAAGUACCAGACUAUUUGUGUGGGAACAUAAGUUAUGAUAUUUUACGAGAUCCUGUUAUUACUCCAAGUGGCAUAACUUAUGAUCGCAAGGAUCUMGAAGAACACUUAAUGAAAGUUGGUCAUUUCGAUCCCGUUUCACGUCAGCAUUUAACUGUUGAUCAACUCAUUCCAAACUUAGCUUUAAAAGAAGCCGUUGAAGCAUUUGUAAUGGAAAAUGAAUGGGUAAAUUAUUAUUGCACUUUGUAAGCUUAGUUUUUUAAAGAUUUUACUAAAUAAAUAUAUAUACUUAAUCUUAAUAUCUUUUUAAUCUUUCAAAUAGUUGUCAAUAUUAACUUCCUAUAUUAUAAUAUGUGUACCAUUUGUGUUAUUAUUAAUCUAGUUACAUUUCAAACUAUAUAAAAAAAAAAAUUAAAAAUGAUUAUUC